Benincasa hispida (wax gourd) is the source of this 3293-nucleotide messenger RNA. RefSeq names its product potassium transporter 11-like. The record is from RefSeq and is a predicted model, not a curated record. Gene Ontology annotation, molecular function: potassium ion transmembrane transporter activity. NCBI's taxonomy places the organism in Eukaryota, Viridiplantae, Streptophyta, Magnoliopsida, Cucurbitales, Cucurbitaceae. Gene Ontology annotation, biological process: potassium ion transmembrane transport. Gene Ontology annotation, cellular component: membrane.
GUGCAAUGCCACAAAAGAAUAAAGCUUUUGAUUCUGUUCAAUUCUUUCAUCUUCAACCUCUCGAUCCGUUCCGACAAGAAACGGAUGCUAUUGAAACAGAGACUGCCUUUUUCUCUCGUGCAAAGGAAGCCGCCGAUUGUGGAGUUUCGACCGAACUCUGGUCAUCAGAAUCAAACAAACUACACCUCGAGAAUUGAAAUCACUCGAAACAGUGCAGUACAGAGGAGAGGAGAUAUCAAAUUGGAAACGUUCGUGGAAAUUUGUGUCCAAUGUGAAGAAAAUAAGUUGUAAAACCCCUCGGGAGUUUCACUUUCAACGAUGGUGAUCCGUCAGUUUCAAAGAAGCCUUUAAGAGCCAGCGGCCCAGCGCUGUCGAAGACAAUAAAUUUGUCACCCUCUUCCGUAGCUACCUCCGGACAUUAUUGAUUUGCAAUGUAAUAAAUAGCCAUGUCCAAGUUGAUCAAGAUCGCGGAUCGCGGAUGUCAUUUUUACUGUAUAUUCGAUUCGCAUGGCUGAGUUAAAUUCACCUCAGCUUCAUUAGUUGUUACCCUGUUGGAUUCGGGUUCUUCGAGCUCCAGAUCCUUCUGUGUUUUCUUAGUUGAAACUUAUCGGUGGGAUUCCGUGUUCUUUUUCUACUCAGAGAUUGAAAACAAAUCGAUCGUGAAUUUAGUCUGGUUUUCUGCAUAGGAACCGGCAUCUGGUCGUGGUGCUUUCUCAUUACAUUUCUCUUUUACAGUCACAGCGUUUUGGAAAUACCGUUGAGUUGUUGUAAAAGACGACAUACAGAAGUUAAUAAGCUUUGAGAAGAAAGGUUCCAUAUUUUCAAAAAUGGCGUCAAGAUCCAAAAAUGGUGAGGAUACUGACGAUCAAAAUAGUAACAUCUGGGUUUUGGAUCAUCAGAUGGACCAGCCAAUGGAUGAGGAGGCUAGGCAGCUAAGAAAUGCGCAGCAGGAAAAGGAUCAUUCUGUAUUUAAAAUUCUACAACUUGCAUUCCAAAGCCUUGGAAUAGUGUAUGGAGAUUUGGGCACUUCCCCUUUAUAUGUCUUCUAUAACACGUUCCCCGAUGGAGUUGAAAAUACAGAGGACUUGAUAGGAGCUCUAUCAUUGAUUAUAUACUCUCUAACUCUCAUAACCCUUAUCAAGUACAUAUUUAUUGUCUGCAAGGCAAAUGACAAUGGUCAAGGUGGAACAUUUGCUCUAUAUUCAUUGCUAAGCCGUCAUGCUAAAAUAUUAACUAUUCCUAACCAUGACCUCAGUGAUGAGAAGCUUACAACUUAUAGUCGUUCUGAGUACCGGGAACAAUCAUUUGCUGCAAAAACUAAGAGAUGGCUGGAAGCACAUCACUUUAAGAAACAUGUCAUUCUUGUUCUCGUUCUUGUUGGCUCCUGCAUGGUGAUUGGGGAUGGAAUUCUAACACCUGCCAUUUCAGUUCUUUCUGCUGUUGGGGGUAUCAACGUUGGUCGUGCAAAAAUAAGCAAUGAUGUAGCUGUUCUUGUUGCUAUUGUCAUACUUAUCGUCAUGUUUAGCAUGCAACGCUAUGGCACAGAUAAAGUUGGUUGGCUUUUUGCCCCGGUAGUUUUUCUGUGGUUCAUCUUAAUAGGAGGCAUCGGCAUAUUUAACAUCUACAAGUAUGAUCACAGUGUCCUGAGAGCCUUUUCUCCAGUACAUAUAUAUCGGUACUUCAAAAGGGGAGGGAAAGCUGGAUGGACAUCCCUUGGAGGGAUCAUGCUUAGUAUAACAGGAACUGAAGCACUUUUUGCAGACCUGUCCCAUUUUCCAGUUUCCUCCAUUCAAAUUGCUUUUACAGUAGUUGUAUAUCCUUGCCUUCUUUUAGCCUACACUGGGCAGGUUGCCUAUCUCAUUAAACACCCAAAUUAUGUUGUCGGUGCCUUCUACCAUUCAAUCCCAGAAAGUAUAUACUGGCCAGUAUUUCUUAUUGCAACUACCGCGGCUAUCGUUGCAAGCCAAUCCACCAUAUCUGCAACUUUUUCAUUGGUCAAGCAAGCCCUUGCACUUGGUUGCUUUCCAAGAGUUAAAGUUAUUCAUACCUCUACGAUGUUCCAUAAUCAGAUAUAUAUUCCUGAUAUUAAUUGGAUCCUGAUGGUCCUUUGCAUUGCCGUGACAGCUGGGUUCAAGAAUCAAAGCCAAAUUGGAAAUGCUUCCGGGACAGCAGUGAUUAUAGUGAUGUUGGUAACCACAUUCCUCAUGACUUUAAUAAUGAUAUUGGUGUGGCACUCCCACUGGAUUCUAGUUCUGCUCUUCACUUGCUUAUCACUGAUUGUGGAGGGUUUCUACUUCUCCUCGGUUAUUCAGAAGGUUUAUCAAGGUGGGUGGGUUCCCCUGGUUAUAGCAGCAGCAUUUUUCAUCAUCAUGUACAUUUGGCAUUAUGGUACAGCUAAACGUUAUGAGAUUGAGAUGCACACAAAGGUUUCAAUGGCAUGGAUUCUUAGCCUUGGCCCCAGUUUAGGACUUGUAAGGGUACCUGGGAUAGGACUUGUGUACACAGAACUAGCAAGUGGAGUCCCCCACAUCUUUUCACACUUCAUCACAAACUUACCGGCCAUUCAUUCUGUUGUGGUUUUUGUGUGUUUGAAGUGUUUGCCUGUCUACACAGUCCCAGAAGAAGAGAGAUUUCUAGUAAAACGGAUUGGACCUAAGAAUUUUCACAUGUUUCGGUGUGUAGCUAGAUAUGGUUACAAAGACCUCCACAAGAGAGAUGAUGAUUUUGAGAAGAAACUCUUUGAUAGCCUCUUCUUAUUUGUUCGACUCGAGUCGUUGAUGGACGGUGGAUCUUCAGAUUCGGACGUGUCUAGUCUACUUGAUGAACAAAAUGAAACGGUUUCAGAAUGCCCAUUGAAAACCAUUAAUUCAACUUGCUCAUCCGUGGAAUCAACAGGCCUACAAAGAGCAGAUUGGAUUGAGCCUGCCAAUUCUCCAUUGCAUCGAAACCAAACCAUCAUAACACCCAGUCAAGAAAAUGAUGAGACUGAGACCGAUGAGUUAGAGUUCUUGGUUAGCUGUAGAAAUGUUGGAGUUGUACACUUUCUUGGAAAUACAGUAAUGAAAGCUAGGAGGGACUCCAGCUUCUGCAAAAAGAUCGUGAUUGAUUAUAUAUAUACAUUUCUUAAAAAGAUCUGCAGGGAGAAUAGCGUUAUGUUCAAUAUUCCGCAUGAGAGUUUGCUUAAUGUUGGCCAAACAUUUUAUGUAUGACUGUUUAGAAUCUGUACGAAGAAAUUGAUCUCAGUGAUUCUUUUUCCUAUUGAUUUUAAGGGUCUGGUCCAUCAAGUUUGCUUA